GCUCAGUCGUCUCCGUUAUAGGUGCAUGUCCUUUCGAUUGAGUCCAUUUGACUGUAGGCAACCGCUGUAGCCAAUCAAAGGAUUGGUGGCCUACAGGCUGGUUUUCAUGUUACAUUAGCACUCAUUACCCGAUAAGGAUCCGCGCUAUUCUAAAGGCUGCUACUUUUAAUAUAUUUACUGAGUUUAGUGGGAUACGCUUUUUCAUUUGACUAGGACAAUUGCACAGUGACUAUGUAAUGAUUCCAGGAAUUAUUGAUCUGAUUUUUCUGCGCCUCGUUAUUCCAUUUGUAUUGUUUGUAGUUACAGUUGUAAGAUACAAUGGGUUUUCUUUUGUUUAUUUGUUGUUUCUACUCGCUUGCCCUUUGCUCGCUCGUCCCAAGUGUCCGAAAUCUACAACUAAAGUUCAGGUUUACCUUAUCUUACUUAUAACGCUAAGUUGUGUUUUUACGUUGUCCCACCCAACACUGCACAUAGUUCUAACUGUUGCCCCACCGUAUGAAAACGCUCUCCGUACAUGUCAAGAUGCGUCGAUUGCUGCUCAAAUUGGUGUCCAAAGACUUGAAGGGAUGCUACCCUAUCGCGCGAUGCGGCUUGUGCUACCGGAUAUUUUCAUAUUGUCCGUUGCAGUUGCUUCAUUGGUCUAUUUCAGUAGAAGACGCCGAGUCCCUUCGACACUUUUGUCUUCAAACAAUGCGUUAUCAGCUGCAGAAAACAGCGUUGUAUCUCAUAACACUGAUGACCUAGAACAUAAUAAGCCUAGUCCUUUGGAAGCUGCUGUACUCACCAAAACGCUUAGUGUUAUGAAAAACAAACAUGUGGACCAAAAUUACUUUAAUUUUACUAAGUCGUGGAAUGAAAGCCAGAAAAAACUGUGGCGUGCUUGGGCUAUGGAUUCUUUGCGUAUGUUGACAACAGUACUGCUUGUAUGUUUUGCUGGAAUAACCUCACCUUCGUUGCUCUCUGGAGUUUAUCUCCUAUCAUUUCUCGCUAUAUGUACGUAUUGGGCUUGUCGAAAUGAAGUUAGCCCGAUACCAUUUGCUUCUUUGCGCAUAUUCCUUUUGGUGUACAGUGGAUUACAUGUUUGUCUGUAUUACUUAUAUCAGUUUCCCUUCUUCCAAGCAUUUUGCACGGAUGGGAGCUUCCUAGCACGGCUACUUGGUUUGCACUAUAUAAUGCGCACCUCAUGUGAAAAACCCGGUGAGAUUAUAUUCCCAAGUACUUUUCGUGUUGUUGAUUGUCUGGCUCCACCCAUUACAAUGUUACUGUAUUAUGUUUUGGUGUUGGAAGUUCGACGCUGGUUGGAUUCACAUCCUCAUGUUUCUUCACAACCGCUACUCCGCAACAAUAUAAGGGAUUUUAUCUUCCCGGGUGAAUUGCCGCCUAGCUGUCUUGGUGAGAAUAUGGAUAAUGCAGAUACUGUGCCAACUAUUAGCGAGUCGGUUUCUUCUGGAAAACUACUUAAUCCUGCAGUUACCUUCACAGAUUCAUGCUCUUCUACCAAAUUAACAACCACAGUUUCUGCUCCAUUUAAUGACUGUGGAAAUAAAGAUAUGACACUCAAAGAUCAAUCUAAUGUAAACAUUGAUAACUCGGAAUUACAUCUUAACCAAAAUCUCAUCCAAGAACAUAAUCUGUCAAAACAAUCUACGUCCAUAGGUCAGGAAAAAAAUCAUUUAUCUCCAGGUAUAAGCCAAAAUAAAGAGGAUUUGUUAACAGAUUGCCAAAACCACGUUCCAAAAUCCUCUUCUGUCUUUCCUCAUCAAGUAAAUGCACUACAUCUGCAAUCAGAAAAUAAUCCUAACGAGGGAUUUUUAUCUCCUCCUGUAGAACCUCAUUUUGAUGCUUUAUUUGGUCUUACUCCUCCGUUCGCCACUUACAUGUAUGGAUGGUCUGGAAAUAAUCUUACUACUGAACGUCCGUUUCUGCUCAGUUUGCACUAUUCAGCGAUCAAGAAUAGCUAUAUCCUCACGCUUAUCGCAAUGAUGGCUUGGGCUGUUGUUUACCGCAGUUGGCUUUCAUUCAUCCUACUGUUAUCUGCCUGCAUCCUAUGGAUUGUUCCUAAAUCUAGGGCUGCAUGUUUAUAUUCUAGUCCUUUGAUUGUCCUCUAUGCCAUUGUUCUAAUUCUAAUCCAAUAUAUCUAUGGAUUAAACUUGAAUUCUGAUGAAUUACCUCAAGCAGUGACACCUGAUGGUUUCCAACUAUCUGAGUUAGGAAUGCAGAGAUCAGAUCAUUGUGUUGGUUCUCUUGCUCUUCAGACAGUGCAUAAUGCUACUGUAGACUGGGGAUCUAUCUACAGAAUUCCAUGCAUUUUUGGGGGGACUGGUCCGAGAAAUGAUACGAUGAUUCUCAAUAAUCGGACUGUGGUCGAAAAAGAGCAUAACAUUACUGAAGAUUCAAUUGUCGAGUGUAUAGUUCAGAAUUCUUUGGGUACAGUGCAUGAUUUCGCCUAUCUAUCAGUUCGUCCUGAUUCUAAAGCUUGGGGAAUUAAACAUGGAGUUUCAGAUCGAUAUUCUUAUUGUCAGUCAUAUUCGACAAUUUUACCGAAAUCCUCAGUGUGUUAUUCAUUCAUAGAAAAUAUUGCCAAUGAAUAUAAAGAACCUUAUUUAAUUUCUCGAUCUCGUUUAUAUUCUAACGAAAUUAGCGAUGAAGCUAUUAGAAAUCUUUUUACCAGCUGGGAUGAAUUAUUAUCAUCAUCGUCAUCGUCUCCAGUGCAUUUAUCUCAUGUGUUUAAUGAUUCUCAAUUUCAUAAUUAUUCCAGUGAUGCUUUCGAAAGUUUAAAUACGUCUGUUAGAAAAUCACGGGAUAUUGUAAAUACAAUAAGUUUAUCCAGUAGUAGUAGUAAUAAUAAUACUGCUGCAUGGCGAUGCAUUAAUUUAGCUAAACAUUUAACUUGUGCUAUAUCUUAUCCUCGAUGUGAACUUACUGACUUGGAUAGAAAAUCAACAUCUGUAAUUGAGUAUCCUGUAUGUUUGAAACAUUGUCUCGCCGUUACAGGUCUAUUUUGCUUUUCUUCGUUAAACAUGUUGAAUAAUUCAGCUUUGGAUAGGCUUCUUGACAUAAUUCCUCAGAAUGAAUCUUCUAUGACUUCUAAUUUAAUGAAAACAGGUUGGUCAGAACUGAUCAACGUACCAGAAGCUAAAAAUCAAAGUCUUCCAUUGAGUUUCUUCGACUCUGAAGUCGAUGGGACAUCAAAUCCCUUUUACAUUUGUUCAUCUUACAACAGUUAUAUUAUGUCUGUUGAACCAUCUACAAAAUCUGUUUGUACUCGUUUACCCAUUGAAAAUAAAAAUCCAACAAAUUUCAAUGAAGAAAGUAAGAAAACUCCUGUUGAAGAAAAUUCUUCUGCAUGUUUAAUCAAUCAUUUUGUAGAGAAACAUUUCAGCACAGUGUAA
This is a messenger RNA of Schistosoma turkestanicum, 3392 nucleotides long. The record is from the annotation of a GenBank genome assembly. NCBI's taxonomy places the organism in Eukaryota, Metazoa, Platyhelminthes, Trematoda, Strigeidida, Schistosomatidae.